Macadamia integrifolia is the source of this 428-nucleotide messenger RNA. RefSeq names its product ankyrin repeat-containing protein P16F5.05c-like. The record is from RefSeq and is a predicted model, not a curated record. Lineage: Eukaryota; Viridiplantae; Streptophyta; Magnoliopsida; Proteales; Proteaceae. Gene Ontology annotation, molecular function: protein binding.
CACUUCAUAUGGCAGCUGCUAAUGGACAUAUUGAUAUUGUGGAGUAUCUUAUAAAGCAUGGAGUGGAUCUUAAUGUUUGUAAUGUGGAGAAAAAUACAGCUCUUCACUGGGCUUGCCUCAACGGUCAUAUUGAGGUGGUUAAGAAUUUGAUUCUAGCAGGAUCCAAUGUAACUAUGCUAAACAGGUAUGAAAGGACUCCAAUGGAUGAAGCCGUAAGCAGGGGGAAGAUGGAAGUCAUUGAUGCAAUCAAUGCAGCUGUUGCGCAAGUUGAACUUAAUGAAGUUAGAGUUUCCUAACAGGAAUUUAGCAGAUUAUCAUGUAUAUUUUUCACCUUACACCACCUCUAUAAGUAGGGAAAAGUGAACUUAAUGAAGUUAAGAGUUUCCUUUGUUGAACUUAAUGAAGUUAAAGAGUUGGAACUUGAUUCC